AUGUUUACAAAAGUUAUUUCACACUGUCCUCUCAAGCUUCUCUUUAUGCGAAACUUGUCAAAUUUUAUUCAAUCUUCAACUUCGUCCCAGAGGGGUAUUGCAAGAUUUUCUCAGGAUUUGUCCUGUCAGAAUUCGUUUUCUCUUUCAAAAUCAAAUUUUUGGUGUCGGAAAAUAUUUUCUGCGGCACAACCAACGAGUUCUGAGAGUGCUACCCUUGUAGACGAUAUUGAGCCUUCAAAAGCUGGAAAAUUCAGUCUUUCAAAACUGUUUCUUUCUAAAUAUAAAGACGUCAUACCACCAUUUGGCUUUAAUGGUCUUGGAGAAAUAGUAUAUCGACGAACCUAUUCGAGAUUAAAAGAAGACGGUGAAAAAGAACUAUGGUGGGAAACUAUAGAACGCGUGGUCAAUGGUACUUUCAAUAUUCAAAAACGUUGGAUCGAACAAAAUGGUCUAACUUGGGAUUCAAAAAAGGCUCAAGGAUCCGCUCAAUCCAUGUAUGAUAAAAUCUUUAAUAUGAAAUUUUUACCACCCGGAAGAGGUCUUUGGGCAAUGGGCAGUCCUCUUACUGAAGAGCGCCAUCUUUUUUCUGCUUUGAAUAAUUGUGCUUUCGUGAGCACCGAAAAGAUGUUUGAUGGUAGUUCUUCUAUUAGCACUCCAUUUACAUUCCUAUUAGAUGCUAGCAUGUUGGGUGUUGGGGUUGGAUUUGAUACUAAAGGCGCGAAUUCGGCUGGAUCUAAAUUCCAUGUUAUCUUAGGUCCAAACACAUCGCGGCCACAUACUACAUAUUUUAUUGAGGACUCAAGAGAAGGUUGGGUAAAAUCUGUCGGAAUGUUGAUCGAUUCUUAUUUUUAUGAAAAUGCUGGCCCGUACAAAUUUAAUUAUAGUCAGAUUCGUCCACCUGGCUUAUCCAUAAAGGGAUUUGGAGGUAUAACAUCAGGUGCAGAACCUCUUAUACAGCUCCAUACACAAAUUUCUCGAUUGUUGAGCGAAAAUAUCGGAAAACCUUUGAACGUUACAAUCAUUGUGGACAUAAUGAAUCUAAUUGGGAAAUGUGUUGUCACUGGAAAUGUUCGAAGAGUAGCGGAGAUAGCAUUUGGUGAUCCAAGUGAUAAUGAAUACAUAAAUCUCAAAAAUUAUGAUAUUAAUCCACACCGAAGCGAAUAUGGCUGGACAUCAAAUAAUUCUGUGAGUUUUGAUUAUACAACGAUAUGUGAGCAAGUUAGAAAAAAUGGAGAACCAGGUUUUGCCUGGUUGGAUAAUGCUAGAGCUUAUAGUAGAAUGUGUGAUCCUCCGGAUCAUAAAGACAUUUAUGCCCAAGGUGGGAAUCCAUGUUUGGAGCAAACUCUGGAGUCAUAUGAAUUAUGUUGUCUGGUGGAAACGUUUCCGACAAAUCACACGUCAUUGGACGAUUUCUUGGAUACGUUAUAUAGCGCAUUCUUAUACGCAAAAACUGUAACUCUUGAAAGAACCCAUUGGUCACAGAGUAAUGCGAUCAUGUUAAGAAACCGACGAAUUGGAUGUGGAUUGAGUGGCAUUGCACAAUUUAUCAGUCAACGAGGAUUGGCGGAAUUGAAAACCUGGUGCGAAGAGGGUUACAAGCAUAUUCAGAAUGUUGAUAAAGAGAUUUCUAAAUGGUUUUGUAUACCCAAAUCUAUCAAAACCACAACAAUUAAGCCGAGUGGGACCGUUUCAUUACUAGCUGGAGCGACGCCUGGAAUGCAUUACCCUGAAUCAAGAUAUUGUAUUCGACGCGUACGACUUUCUAAACACUCAGAAUUAAUUGACCCACUUAAAAAGAUUGGGUUCAAAAUUGAACAAGAUGUUGUGGAAUCAAGUUCAUUAGUGGUCGAAAUACCUAUUGAUCAUGGGGAAGGUAUUAGAAGUUUGAAAGAGUUAUCCAUGUGGGAACAAUUGAGUUUGGCAGCAUUCUUGCAAAAAUAUUGGUCUGAUAAUCAGGUCAGUUGUACUGUAACUUUUGACCCCGAGACGGAAGGACCUCAGCUUAAAUAUGCACUUGAUUAUUUUCAAUAUCAACUAAAAGGUAUAUCAUUUCUUCCACGCAUGCCUUUGGGUGCUUAUGCUCAAAUGCCAAUAGAAGCUAUUAGUUCUGAACAAUACGAGAACAUAAUAUCUUCUGUUCUACCACAAUCAACAUCAACCUCUACUAUUACUGGCGCUAAACAAAAAAAUUUAAAAGUUGAUUUCCAAAAUAUUCAGUCUAAGGUUAAGUCUGAUCCAGAAAUAGAGCGGUAUUGUGAUACAAAUACGUGUUCUUGA
Messenger RNA from Funneliformis geosporum, 2277 nucleotides. The record is from the annotation of a GenBank genome assembly. Lineage: Eukaryota; Fungi; Glomeromycota; Glomeromycetes; Glomerales; Glomeraceae.